Diospyros lotus (date-plum) is the source of this 1205-nucleotide messenger RNA. RefSeq names its product enoyl-CoA delta isomerase 2, peroxisomal-like. Bases 118 to 843 code for a protein of 241 amino acids. The record is from RefSeq and is a predicted model, not a curated record. Gene Ontology annotation, biological process: fatty acid beta-oxidation. Gene Ontology annotation, molecular function: delta(3)-delta(2)-enoyl-CoA isomerase activity; enoyl-CoA hydratase activity. The transcript has a single exon. Lineage: Eukaryota; Viridiplantae; Streptophyta; Magnoliopsida; Ericales; Ebenaceae. Gene Ontology annotation, cellular component: peroxisome.
UGACCUUUCGUGCGCUAAUGUCAUGCUAUCCCCAUCCCUACCCUGCUUUAGUCUUCACGCAAAAUCGUUGGGCGGAUCGAGGGUUUCAGAGACGGACGACCUGACGCUUGGAUCGCCAUGUGCACGUUAGAGAAGCGCGGAAGCAUCUUCUUCUUGACCCUCACCGGCGGCGACGAGGAGCACCGCCUAAACCCUAGCCUCAUAGUAUCGAUCCGAUCAGCUCUGAGCGAAGUGCGUCAGCAGUCCACUCGCGGCUCGGUUCUCAUCACCACCGCCAGCGGCAAGUUCUUCUCCAACGGCUUCGACUUGGCGUGGGCAAAAGCCGCUGGAUCCACCGCUGCAGCCAAGGACCGAGUCUUGCACAUGGUACAACUGUUCAAGCCGGUAGUGGCGGACCUGAUGUCCCUCCCGAUGCCGACGAUCGCGGCGGUGACCGGCCACGCCGCUGCAGCCGGGAUGAUCCUGGCGAUGAGCCACGACUACGUCCUCAUGAGGAGCGACAGAGGCGUGCUGUACAUGAGCGAGUUGGACAUAGGCAUGACCUUUCCGGACUACUUCACGGCGAUGAUGAGGUCCAAAAUUGGAUCGGCGGCAGCUCGGAGGAACGUGAUGAUGAAGGCGAUGAGGCUGCGAGCAGCGGAGGCGGUGGCCAUGGGGAUCGUGGACUCGGCGUACGAUAGCGGGGAUGCGACGGUGGAGGCUGCCGUGCGCCUGGGGGAGGAGCUGGCCAGUAGAAAAUGGGAUGGCCAGGUGUAUGGAGAAAUACGGAAAUCUAUGCAGCCGGAGCUAUGUGGCAUCCUAGGAUUGGCCGAUAAGCUCGUUAUAGCCUCUUCAAAGCUCUGAUAUUUUCUCAAGUGUUUUCAGUAAGAUAUCUGUAUUGUGAAAUUUUGAUUUUGAGUUUGCUUCGUGUCCUGAUAUGCUAAGUGCUUGUAUUACCACAACAAUUAUCAUUACUUUACUACAAACCUGCCCAUCAACUUGAAGCUAAAAAAUUACUAUGGUUUUGGAAACAAAUUUUUGGUUUCAAAACCAAAUAACAGGGUAGUUCUAGAAUUGCAUUUGUCAUACUAUGUCAAUAGCUCUACAAUGCAUAUUGUGCUAACCUGUAGGAUUCGAGACCUGAACACCAGGAGCAGCAUUCUGGUUGGGAACGCUAAGGUCAAGAGUCCCCCCAAAUUGCAAAAACUUUACAGCUGCUUGGCCAA